UUUCAGAUGCUCUUUAUCGGACUUCUUGGGCUCUUCAUAGCUCCUGGUUUUGCUGAAUAUAAUAUCAAUGUCAAUGAUGACAACAAUGUUGCUGGAAGUGGGCAGCAGUCUGUGAGCAUCAAUAACCAACACAAAGUGGCCAAUGUUGAUAACAACAAUGGAUGGGACUCCUGGAACUCCCUCUGGGAUUAUGAAAAUGGCUUUGCUGCUACCAGACUCUUUGCCAAGAAGUCAUGCAUAGUGCAUAAAAUGAACAAUGAUGUCAUGCCCUCUCUUCAAGCCCUCGAUGCUUUAGUCAAGGAGAAUAAGCUUCAGGGUGAGGGGCCCGGAGGCCUCCCUCCAAAGUCUCUGAGGUACUCUGUCAACUCUAACCCAGUUGAUGAUCUGAACAAAUUUGGAAAAAACAUUGCUGGCAUGUGCCAGGGGCUUCCCACAUAUGUGGCUGAAGAGAUUCCAGGACCAAAAAUGCCUUUUUACUCAGAAAAGUGCUACGAUGCUAAUAUAUUCUGGAUUCUGAACAUUUACUUCUGUGGAUUAGAAGUACAAAACUAA
This is a messenger RNA of Fukomys damarensis (Damara mole-rat), 552 nucleotides long. RefSeq names its product gastrokine 1 (gene Gkn1). Gene Ontology annotation, biological process: regulation of cell population proliferation. The record is from RefSeq and is a predicted model, not a curated record. The transcript is spliced from 5 exons. NCBI's taxonomy places the organism in Eukaryota, Metazoa, Chordata, Mammalia, Rodentia, Bathyergidae. The annotation marks the transcript as partial.